UUAGAUCUUUCCCGAAGAAGAAGACGAAGAAGACGAAGAAGAAGAAGAGAAAUGAGGCCGAUGCAGAUGGAUAUGUUGGCGGAGAUGGAUGAUGCAGGCUCCUCGAUGGCCAUGGACGUUGAUGACCUCGAAGCUAUGGAGAUUCUCAACGAAGGAGGACUUAUCUCAGAGAACAAGCUCGUCGACGCCGAUUUCUUCAACAAAUUCGAGGAUGAUUUCGAUGACACUGAUAUCAAUUGAAUCUGGUUUAAUCUCUUCUCUAAGAUUUCAGUUCUUUAUCCCUAAUCUUGAAUCUGUGGAGGAAUCGAUGUAGUAAGGUGUGAUAAUGUAACAGUUUCGUUUCGAUUUCAUUUGGAUACUUAAGCUCAUGAUUUUAGUAUGAUUUGGGUUUUAUUGUGAUUUCUCUGAUUGUUAA
Capsella rubella is the source of this 415-nucleotide messenger RNA. RefSeq names its product small acidic protein 1. The transcript has a single exon. The record is from RefSeq and is a predicted model, not a curated record. Lineage: Eukaryota; Viridiplantae; Streptophyta; Magnoliopsida; Brassicales; Brassicaceae. The coding region runs from base 52 to 240 and encodes 62 amino acids.